Solanum tuberosum (potato) is the source of this 791-nucleotide messenger RNA. Its product is annotated as auxin-responsive protein SAUR21-like. Gene Ontology annotation, biological process: response to auxin. The transcript has a single exon. Lineage: Eukaryota; Viridiplantae; Streptophyta; Magnoliopsida; Solanales; Solanaceae. The record is from RefSeq and is a predicted model, not a curated record. Bases 367 to 621 code for a protein of 84 amino acids.
UUUCCUAGUUUUAAUCAAAGAGGUUGAUGCAUUUAUUCAUUUCUCUGUCACCAUAUCAUUAACUUCAUCCAUUCUUGUGGACCUAGUGUUGUUCAUUCACAAAUUUAUGGAGUGAAUACUUUGACAACAACAGAAUAGGCAAAACCAUGUGAACUUCAUGUGCUUUUGUCUCUCAAAUUUCUCUUCACCACAAAAAAUAUGGGUAUGAAACUUUCCAUUAGCUUAUAUAUAUACACACAAAGCAUUUGAGUAGAAAAUUGUGUAGAAGUUCCAAAAAAAACCCUUUCAUUGUCUGUGUGAUUCUCAAAAUUCUUCUUCUUUCUUUGCCUUCAUCAUUUGGAGUUACAAAAACAUUUCUUGAAGAAAAUGACUAUCCGGUUCUUAAGGAGGUCUUCAACAUCCGGAGGUGUUCCAAAAGGUCAUUGUGCAGUGUAUGUAGGAGAGAGCCAAAAGAAGAGAUUCGUCGUGCCAGUAUCAUACUUGAGCCAGCCUCUAUUUCAAGACUUGUUAGCUAAAGCAGAAGAAGAGUUCGGCUUUGAUCAUCCAAUGGGUGGUCUUACAAUACCUUGCAAAGAGGAUGUGUUUGUUGAUCUUACUUCCCGCUUAAGAAGAUCGUCAUAGUGAAUAUUCUUCAACAAAUGAUAUUGUGUAGAAUAGUAGCGCUUGCAAAUGAGAAAGAGAAUACUAAGAGAGGAAAAUUUACUGUAUAGUUCAAAAUUACAAGAACCUAGGCUAGGAGGGAAAUUUUUUCUUGUUUAUGAAUAGAAAACGGUCUACUUCUGAUUAUUUUC